CUCUCUAGCUGUUUUGGAGGUAUUUUCUAUGACCGUUCUCCGUGUGCCUCAGGAGUGCUCUCCGAACCCACGUGAUCUAUCUCUAUGAUCCUGAGGGCCGGGAAGUGGAAAGAUGUUAUGGCGUUUGCUGUGGAGUUUCAGAGUGAGAUCCCUUGGAGGAGGAGCUGCUGGUUUUCCCCGCCCUCGUCCUGUGACCCCGGUCGAGUCCCAUGAGGGGGAGCCCCUGUUUCUUGACCAGGAACCCGCGCAGCCCGGCAGGAGGCAUGGCAGGCAUCAGCAGCACAGAAGCUUCAGAUGUGGGAACUUCUUGCAUCGCUAUAUUUCCUUGGAUGCCUUCACUUGGAGUGCACUGGCUGUUCUUGCUCUGGAGUUGGCCAAGCAGGUCCAGUGGUUGAGUUCUGCAAAACUAGGUGGAGGAGGAACCAGUCAACUAGCUAUUUUGCCCCCACAUCAGCUCUCAGCUCCACCUGCUUGCUCCAGUGGGAAAAAAGAACCGCACUUUUUUGUGGGAGGGAACUCUGAUCCGGCACUGGAGAAUCCAUCUUCUAGUCAAACAUCACAGCCAGAAGAAAACAAACUCCUUUCAGAAAGAGAGGACUUCUUCCAACAAAGCGUUCUUCUUCCAACUGAUCUGGACUCUCACCUAUUGUGCUUGCAGGGCAACCUAGAACAGGAGGAUUAUCUUAAUGAAGCUGCUUCUCAAGUGCAACAGGUGUUUCAAGCCAGUGUUUCCAUGGCAUUCAACAUCCUUGGGUUAGAGUUCAUGCAGGAUGGGCAGUGCAAAAUGGCCUUUUCCUGCUUCAAGCUGGCCGCAGACCAGAACUACAGCAAAGCCCAGUUCAACGUGGGGUCAUGCUAUGAACAUGGAAGAGGCACCAAGAAGGAUGUGGCCAAGGCAGUCCUCUACUACCAGCGGGCAGCUCAGCAGGGACACACCAUGGCCCAGUACCACUAUGCUAAGUGGCUUCUCUGCCGCUGGCCGAAAGCAGACAAUGACAGCAGUGUACAGGAAGCAGUUGAUUUGCUGGAUCAGGCAGCUACUGCAGGGCUAACGCAGGCACAAGCCUACCUUGGGGUGCUCUAUCUGAAGGGUUUGAAGCCUGGCAGGCAGUGUGCGCAGAAGUAUUUGCAUAUGGCAGCCAAAUGUGGGGACUCCUCCAGCAGAUUCCUUUUGGGUGUUUGUUAUGAAAAGGGCUUUGGAGUCCCCCAGAACCAGCUGUCAGCUAGGAAGUAUUACCAGAAAGCUGCAGCUGAAGGCUACAAACUUGCACAGGAGAGAAUGAAAAUAAUGGCGCAAGAGGAGAUAACAGCUAUGCAGAGUCAGCAUCCAAUAUCCUUGGCAACAAGAACUUUUUUCUCCAGUCCUUGCCUUCAGAGCCUGGAUCAGCCACUGGCUUCUCACAGCCUGCUUCAUUCCUGGAGCACAGGAAACCUCAAAGAUGUAACAAAUAGCUGUGUGAAUUGCAUGCUACAGCCAUUGACUUUGUCUUCAGGAAUAGCAAUUGGCUAAAAUGGCUGAUGGGGAAACUUCCUCCUCACAGUUGAUGACUGAGAUUCAAGCUAAUACUGCCACCCUUUCUAGAGACAAAACCACAUGGACAUUGCAGGCAUCUGUUUGCAACUGUUUCUAAAUGUACACUUUCUUACUGGAUUGUUCUUCCAAAAAACUGCAGUCAGAGAGCUACACCAAUGAAUGUUGCAGUCACAUAAAGCAGCCCUGAUAAGCA
Hemicordylus capensis (graceful crag lizard) is the source of this 1727-nucleotide messenger RNA. It is a transcript of the gene DELE1, whose product is annotated as DAP3 binding cell death enhancer 1. The coding region runs from base 113 to 1510 and encodes 465 amino acids. The record is from RefSeq and is a predicted model, not a curated record. Gene Ontology annotation, molecular function: protein binding. The transcript has 12 exons. Lineage: Eukaryota; Metazoa; Chordata; Lepidosauria; Squamata; Cordylidae.